This is a messenger RNA of Clunio marinus, 1521 nucleotides long. Lineage: Eukaryota; Metazoa; Arthropoda; Insecta; Diptera; Chironomidae. The record is from the annotation of a GenBank genome assembly.
GUUCAGAAAUCUGAUAUGAACUGAACAAAAAUGAACUUUAAUGAACGUUCAUAAAAACUUCAAUCAAUCUCAAUUCUCAAAGUGAAAACAAUGAACUCAAAUAAUAAAAUAAAUGAUGAGAAACGUCUAAUACUCAGCGAGUUAAUUAAUGUAACACGUGAAAUAUCAUCGAAAUACAAUGGAGGAAAACAAGUUGUGACAGAAGAACAUCCAGAAGUUGAGCGAUUACUUCAACUUUUAGAAAAAACUCUUUGUUAUGGUUUGAAGAGUUCAAUUUUGGAAAAUGUUCAGGAACUGUUUUUGUUAUCAUCAGCGCCAAAUGGAAAUUUAUUUUGGAGUUUUGCAUCGCAACACCUCACAAAACAUGAGCUAGAAAGAUUUUCAAGCUAUAAAAAUCUGUGGACGGAUCGUGGAAAAACAAAAGCUUUGAUAAGAAAUGCUCUGAAUGAACGUUGUUUAGAACGAUAUAUUUUGACAUGGUUGUCUGCUGAAAACAUCGGUGAAUUUUAUGAACCAUUUGCCUUAUUACGUGAUGAGAAAGCGACAGCAAUUCUUCCAAAACUUGCAGCAGAUCUCAGCCCUGUGUUAUUUGCUAUUUCAAUUGACAUUCCAGAAUUAAAUGUAACAUCUAGCAAAACACCUGCAACGAAACCCGAGCCAAUCAUUGCUGUUCCAAACUCAAGUAAUGUAAUGAAAGCUUCGGCGGGAAAACUUCGUCGAAAUAUUGACGACUUUGAAGAAACGGUGAAAGUUCAUGAAGUGACAAAUUCUGUAAAAGUGGAAAACUUUUUACUGCCGUCAUCAACAUUGGAAUCUUCUUCUCAUUCGAGUAAUAAAACAUCAUUUACCACAGAGUCAUCCGCUGGCUCGUCUUCUAAUUUUAACUUCAAGGAUGACAUGCAAAAUUUGCAUUUGAAAGAUGACGACACAAUUUCGCAUUCAAGUUCGUCAUCAGACGAGAGCUUCACUGAGAACAAAGAAAUCCAAACGGUUGAGCAUAUUGCAACUGUAGAACCGCUAAUAAAUGCAACAACUCAAAUCGACAACGAGGUCAUCAUCCAAAAGCAACGAGAACGUAUUAUGGAACUUGAGAACCAAAUCCUUGAAUUGACUUCAGAAAACAGUCGUUUGAGAAAUCUCCUCAGCACAACAAAGAUCAAUAAUCUCGCCAACUUUCAAAUCUCAAUCCCACGAGCAACACUUCAAAAGACAAAAACGAAAAAUUAUUACAUUUAUGAGAUAAAUUUGCGAUCAAAAAAUGGAGAUGAAAGUUGGACAAUUUUCAAACGUUAUCGCGAUUUCCAUAAACUUCAUAAAAAUCUCAAGAAAGAAUAUCUUCAAAUUAAAGUUCUUGAUUUUCCUCCCAAGAAAAAGAUUGGAAAUCUUGACUUUGAUUUCGUCGAGGAAAGACGACAACGAUUGCAGGUUUACAUUCGACACGUAUUACAAAAUCUUCCUGAACUGGCAACUUGUGAUUCGCGAAAAAUUUUGGAAGCAAAAUGUCCAUUUUUUAAAACAUAA